CCCGGUGCUUCGUCCUCGUAGCGUCGGAACGAAUACCGGCGCUUUCCCUGUUUCGCAUUUGUAAGAGAACAAUAAAAAUUCUUCGGCCCCCGUGAAAUCGUCCGGGGCUCGAUAUUGCAAUCCGGAGCAUUCAAUAUGGCGACUACCUCUGUGUCGGAGAAGCCAAAGCAGGGCGACGCUCGCCCAGUACCUGCGAACAUGGUCGACCCGGAGCCUUUGACGGAGAAAGGCCCGGCCACUCCGGCCAAAUUCUCGACGAAAAGAAAGCUGCAUAUUGUCGUCGCGGGUAUUCAUUUCGUAUUCAACAGCUCCCUGGGAUCUUCUCUCCCCUCCGGAGCCCACGAUGUCCUGGCUGAGUAUUUCGAUAUUCCCAGCGACAGUCUCAAAAUGGUUCUCCCGACAUCGUUGUACAUGGCCGGAUUUGCUAUCGGACCCGUCAUCUUUGGCCCGAUGAGCGAAUACUUUGGUCGGAAAUCGGUCCUGCUCAGCACCUUUACCAUGUAUCUCAUCUUCACCAUGGCCUGCGCACUGGCUCCCAAUUUCCCGGCGCUGUUGAUCUUCCGGUUUCUUUGCGGGCUGGGAGGCUCGGCGCCCAAUGCCGUCCUGGGUGGUCUCUACUCGGACAUCUACGACAACCCGCAUCAGCGCGGAGUGGUGAUGGGCUGGUUCAUGUUCGCCACGACGUUCCCGCCGCUUCUGGGGCCGAUCAUUUCGGGUUUCGUGUCAACCGUCUCUUGGAGAUGGACCUUCUGGGCAGGGCUCAUCAUCGCAGGCGUGGGAUACCCGCUGAUAGUGACCAUGCCGGAGACAUACAUGCCCGUGUUGAUCCAGCGGUACGAGCGGUCCCUGAUCCCCGCCGAGGAGAGGCUGCCGCCGUGGGAGGAGUUCCGUGUGCAGGCGCACGACUUCUCGCAGAAGAUGGGCUCCGUCUUGAGUCGGCCGUUCGUGAUGAUCGUGCGAGAGCCAAUUGUCUUCUGCUGCUCGCUGUACCUUGCUCUCAUCUACUCAAUCCUGUACCUGUACUUCCAGGCCUACCCGAUUGUGUUCCAACAACUAUACGGUCUCUCCGCCGGUAUCACCGGCCUCGGCUUCCUCCCCAUCCUCCCCGGCUCCAUCAUGGCCUUCACCGUCUUCGUCCUCUACUCCAAACACCACACCAAAGCCUCUCUGUCCGGCCAAUCCUGGACCCUGGUCGAAGAAUACCGCCGGCUGCCGCUCGCCUGCAUCGGCGCGCCCACCAUCCCCAUCGCCCUCUUCUGGCUCGGCUGGUCCGCCCGCCUCUCCAUCCACCCCGUCAUGCCCAUGAUGUCCGGCGUCUUCUUCGGCUUCGGCUACCUGCUGAUCUUCAUGGCCCUGCUCAACUACCUCACCGACGCGUAUAAGCAGUUCUCCGCCUCGGCCGCCGCGGCGGCAAGUACCCUGCGGUCUAUCUUCGCCGUGUGCUUGCCCCUCGCUACCACCCCGAUGUAUACCCGGCUGGGGAUCGACUGGGCUAGCUCGCUGCUGGGGUUCUUUGCCAUCGCGGUGGCGGUCAUUCCGUUUGUGUUCAUUCGGUAUGGCGAGUGGAUAAGAGGGAGGAGUCGGUUUGCGCAGGCGGCGGCGCGGGGGGAGGUUGAUUUUACGAAGGGGUAGUUCUUCUUCCUCUUCUUCCCUCG
This is a messenger RNA of Aspergillus steynii IBT 23096, 1655 nucleotides long. Its product is annotated as putative MFS drug transporter. The record is from RefSeq and is a predicted model, not a curated record. Gene Ontology annotation, molecular function: transmembrane transporter activity. The coding region runs from base 136 to 1632 and encodes 498 amino acids. Gene Ontology annotation, biological process: transmembrane transport. NCBI's taxonomy places the organism in Eukaryota, Fungi, Ascomycota, Eurotiomycetes, Eurotiales, Aspergillaceae. The transcript is spliced from 4 exons.